AUGAGUAGUGUGUCCUGGAAUCGACAAUUUGUUCAGCUGGUAAACAACGUGAUCCGCGUAACAACACAGAUAGAUGCCACUGUGGCACCGCUUUACCUGGAAGGUACCUCCUUGCUGAUCCUGUACAUAGUUCAGUUGGACCUGACUCUGCUGCAGAUGGUUGGAUAUAGUCAAAUUGAACUACACAUCUUCUCGCUUUACAAUUUAAUGCUGGAGCUUUAUUUCAACACCUAUGUGGUCUACGAGUUGCUCCUACUGUCCUGGAUCGCUGCUUUCAAUAGGUUCUUAAAGAAAUACGCACAGGAAUGGAAUCCCUCCAAAAAGCAGCGCGCUCAUUUUCUUGAACUGUUUAAUCUAUAUUCAAGGAUUGGAAUUAUUCACCAGAACAUCCAGCAUCUGUGGCUGCCGCUGGCAAGUGUUAUUUUCUCCGACAUUUUAAUGCUAGUGACCAAUUGGGCUUUCGUCAUAUCCUGCUUCCUAUCCGAUAACUUUGCCGAAGGAGGCAUUUGUAAUUGGAAAUAUGAAAUACCCGUCAUCGCCGCCCAGGCUUCCCUCUUACGUAUUUUGUUUAUUGGUCUGUGCAACGAUCGAUUGGCCCUACAGCAGUGCUUCCUUAGAUUGCAACUCCUGGUCAUAAGCUUAAAGGAGCAGGAUCAGCUGGAUCAGUCCUUUGCCUGGGAUGUAAAUAAUCUGCAAACCUGUUUUGAUAUCCAGCUGUGGGCCCAGCCGAUCAGGAAUCAGAUUAUGAGCUCCAAUCAGGAAUGCGGAUGUUCGUUUGUGCUCGACUUCUUCUUUUGCGCACUGCUAAAUGCCUUGGGCUGUGUGCAGUAUAGAAUAUCAGUGAACAUUCAUCCGUUCCACUUCUUAGAUACCAUCACCUAA
Drosophila erecta is the source of this 882-nucleotide messenger RNA. RefSeq lists its product as uncharacterized. Lineage: Eukaryota; Metazoa; Arthropoda; Insecta; Diptera; Drosophilidae. The coding region runs from base 1 to 882 and encodes 293 amino acids. The transcript has 3 exons. The record is from RefSeq and is a predicted model, not a curated record.